UUUUAUAUCGCAAAUUUAUCUAAAUUUAAACACUAAAUACAUAAUAAAUUAAUUAUAUAAAUUCCUGAUGGCAACAAAGUUACUUUCAUAUUUGGACCUUGGAAUUGGUUUAAAUCUGAGUGGCAGAGUCGUAUUUGAGUUUUUUCCUGAUGUUUCUGAGCGUUUGUUAGAGAAUUUCACGACUCUAUGCCGGGGUGAUAGGACCACCUCAGUCCGUGGUCGCAUAAGAACACUCAGUUAUGAAGGCUGUAAAGUAUUUAAAGUUAUCAAGGGCGAGUAUUUACAGUGUGGCGACCUUAUUAAUAAUGACGGCACCGGUGGUGGUAGUAUCUACGGCGAAUAUUUCAAAGACUAUCCCUCCUCAAGAUUACACUCUCACGCAGGGCUUCUCACCGUACAGAAUAUGAACGCGGGUGACAGUGGUGACAGCUCAGGCCCUCCUGACCGCCGAUUUGGUUCCCAAUUUUGUGUAUUAUUUGGAAAGGUGACUAGAUUUGACAGGAGUAAUGUGGUAAUUGGUAGAGUAGUGGAGGGUAUGGAAUUCAUAAGAGCUAUAGAAAAUGUACCCGUAGAUAAUAAAUUUAAACCUAAAAUUGAAGUUGGGAUACUCUCAUCCGGCACUUUCAACACUAUACAACACAGUGUCACAGAAACCACUAAGCAGAAGGAUUUAAUUAACUCACUAAUGAGUACAAUCCAGUCCAAACCCACUCCAAAUGAUGUGUCUGUGAAAGAGGAUCAGAUUAGAUGUGUGUACACAGGACGUGUGAAUAGAAGAAGGUUACCUAAUGAGUCAAGUGCUAAUACUCUAGGCAAAAAGUUACUCUCUGAAGCUCUACAAGGUAUAAAACAUCACUACAUACCCGAAGAUACCACUCUUGAUGCCACUCAUGUAUCAAUACAAGACACUACAGAACCUGUUGGACCCAAGGAACCCGAAGAUACUGUAGAAGUAGUAGAGAAGGAAGAAACUGAGGAACUGGUAGAGGAUGAGGAACUGGUAGAGGAUGAACCUGGUGACGAUGAUGUGCUUCGGAGACUGAAGAAAUUGAGUGGUAAGAUGAGGGAGUGUAGUAGGUUGAAUAAUGAUGAGAUAAUCUUGGAGCAGAAGAUCAAGAGUAACCCAAAGUCAGAAUUAUACAUUUCAAAAAAUCUCAUCAAUCAAUCUGAAGGUAAAGAUAUUGAUAAAGAUAUCUCCUCAAAUCUUUCCAAAGAAUUAAAUAUAAGUGCUGGAAUGGUAGAGAAGAUAAAUAAAAUCCAAAAGACUAAAGAGAAGAAUAAAACAUUUGGAUGGAACGUUUUCAACCAAGACGCUCUCUACAGAGCACACAAAAAACGUUUGAGGGAGACGGGGUUUAAUCCUGAUUUGUAUGAGAAGCAAAAGAGUGAACUAGGUGACCAAUUCUACAGUCCUGGUGUAGUGAACUUCACACCUACGGAAUCUACCAAGGAUGUAAUAGUGAGGAAUGUGGAAAAACAAUAUAAGAAACGUGAUGUAUUUAGUAGACGUCGACUCUACGAUGAUGACGCGCAAGAUAUUUCAUACAUUAAUGAGCGGAAUAGAGUUUUUAACAAGAAGCUUGAACGGUCCUUUGGCACUUACUCCAAUGAAAUUAAACAAAACCUCGAGCGAGGAACUGCUCUCUAAUUUUUCAACUCUAUUCUCUACACAUAUACUAAUUUUAUAAAGUUAAGUAUUUAGUACCUUUUUAUAUCG
Molecule: messenger RNA, 1717 nt
Organism: Theileria parva strain Muguga
Lineage: Eukaryota; Apicomplexa; Aconoidasida; Piroplasmida; Theileriidae
Gene: Ppig
Product: SYF2 splicing factor family protein
Exons: 3
Coding region: 68-1648 (526 amino acids)
Biological process (GO): protein peptidyl-prolyl isomerization
Cellular component (GO): catalytic step 2 spliceosome; Prp19 complex; post-mRNA release spliceosomal complex
Molecular function (GO): peptidyl-prolyl cis-trans isomerase activity
Source: RefSeq, a predicted model, not a curated record